AUGCCACUGCUGCGUGUCAUGAUGCCACCCGCCUUCCUCAGCUUCAGCCCCCCGGAAACACCUCCUCUGCUCAACAUGCUCACUCUCUCACCAUGCCCGUCCACCUCCUCUGCACUCUGCCUUAAAUGUAUAUUCUCUCUCUUCCUGCUCCGCUUUCCUUGCCCUUUUCUCGUCCUCCUCUGUCCCAAACGCUUAUUACUCAUCCUGCCCUCUCUUCCUUCCCGAUGCUCCCUCAUCAUCUCCCCUCUCACCACGUCUCAGGCCCAUGAGAUUCUCGACGAGGCAAGGUUCACACUGUACAGCGUGUACGAAGCUCUUGGAAUCACUCUGGGGCGGCUGGUGGGAGUGGAUCAGUUUGGCGUGCAACUGGAGGGGCUGAGGGAGCAGCUGGAAGCAGCCAGGGGGGAGUUGGCUGCACACAAGAACCUGAUUACAAGGCAAGCCCAGGAGCUGGCAGCAGCAAGGGGGGAAGUUGCUGAGCAGAGCAGUCGUAUGCUCAAGGUCGGUGCCCUGGAGGAAGCAUUGGUUUCACUUACUCGGGGCGAUUGGGGAAGCACACACACACUGAAUGUCAUGGAGCAUGUGAAGCACUUGACUGCCUUUCAGAAGUUGGAUAUGAUGGGAUGUAGAGUGGCUGAUGGUGGGGUGCAGAGGUUGAGCAAUCUGCCUUCUUUGACGCACAUUAUGACAGAUCAAAGAAGCUUGCAGUGA
This is a messenger RNA of Closterium sp. NIES-65, 711 nucleotides long. Lineage: Eukaryota; Viridiplantae; Streptophyta; Zygnematophyceae; Desmidiales; Closteriaceae. The record is from the annotation of a GenBank genome assembly.